AUGAUGCAAAGCUCAGCACUCGCCACAGACGGUUCUGUCAAGGGGCUUCCAGAAAUUCUUGGGCUGCCAAUGCAACAGAUCCCCCGCUGCUCUGGAUGUAACGAGCACAUUCUUGAUAAAUUCAUCCUGAAGGUUCUCGAUCGUCACUGGCACAGUGCUUGCCUCAAGUGCUGUGAGUGUCAAGUACCACUGGCGGAACGCUGUUUUUCCCGGGCGGGUAACGUCUAUUGCAAAGAAGACUUCUUCAAACGUUUUGGCACGAAGUGUACCGCCUGCCAACAAGGAAUACCACCGACUCAGGUAGUACGCAAAGCACAGGACUUUGUGUACCAUCUACACUGCUUUUCCUGCAUCAUCUGCAGCCGACAGCUGGCCACGGGAGAUGAGUUCUACCUCAUGGAAGAUGGCCGGCUAGUGUGUAAAGAGGACUAUGAGACAGCCAAACAAAAUGAUGACUCAGAAGGAGGCGCUAAGAGGCCACGCACCACAAUAACAGCCAAACAACUUGAGACGUUAAAAAAUGCCUAUAAAAACUCACCAAAACCAGCACGGCAUGUGAGGGAACAGCUGUCCUCAGAGACCGGGCUGGACAUGCGAGUAGUGCAGGUUUGGUUCCAGAACCGUCGUGCAAAGGAAAAGCGCCUGAAGAAAGAUGCAGGGCGCCAACGCUGGGGUCAGUUCUACAAGAGUGUGAGGAAAUCUCGGGUGGGAAAGCCCGGCAAGGAGAGCUCUGCAGAGGACUGUGGUGUUAGUGACAGUGAGCUCAGCUACAGAGAUGAUCAGAUACUUUCUGAACUAGGAUCCAGUGCCAGCAUUUACAGCGCAGGAGGAGAUCUUGUAGGUGUCCCUCUAGUCAAUGGGGGAUUCACGAUGGAUGGGACAGGACAGUCCUACCAGGACCUUCACGAUGGUAGCCCCUAUGAGAUUCCACAAUCACCUUCUUCUAUUUCAUCCCUCCCUUCCCAUGGGCUUCCGUACAGUAUGGACACUGCUGGGCUUCUGAACCACCCACCACUCAGGGCGCCGCCAGCCGCUCCCACCUCUGACAUUUCAACAGGGAGCAGCAUGGGUUAUCCAGACUUUCCCACCAGCCCUGGGUCAUGGCUGGAUGAGAUGGACCACCCCACAUUUUAAAUGAGACUGGUGUCCCACUUACUAGAUGAUCACCGAGUUUGCCAAUCUCUGCAGAAACCAUAAUCAGCCUUUGGAAAUCCACAAAAAACACAUGCUCCCCACUAUAGGACAAUCCUGCAGAACCUGUUGGGAACCCAACUGUAUUAAUGUUGGAACUGCUGAGGAAAUGGUUAAAACUCUGAAAGACAAUGAUCAACAACACAGUUUAUUGAUAAACUGGAAAUGUUUGCACUUUUGUGGGCUGUGAACCCCCUAUCUAAUCCUGGGGAUUUAAUCAUACUUCCCACACACCAUAACUCCGAAGGAGUCAUGUUACAUCUGUUAAUCAAUAUUUGUGUUGUAUUGCAGCGUGAGGACAUCAGGUGGAUACUUUCUGUGAGAUCUUUUUGAUUCUGUGCUCUUCUGGAAAGGUGUAGGGCACCUUGUAGAUGCAACUGACAAUCUGUUCCAUGACAAUACAGAAUUUGCCUGAUGUGGUAGGGCAGUAGAUGUAUAAGUCAAAC
This is a messenger RNA of Spea bombifrons (plains spadefoot toad), 1637 nucleotides long. It is a transcript of the gene LHX4, whose product is annotated as LIM homeobox 4. Gene Ontology annotation, cellular component: nucleus. Lineage: Eukaryota; Metazoa; Chordata; Amphibia; Anura; Pelobatidae. Gene Ontology annotation, biological process: neuron differentiation; regulation of transcription by RNA polymerase II. Gene Ontology annotation, molecular function: DNA-binding transcription factor activity, RNA polymerase II-specific; RNA polymerase II transcription regulatory region sequence-specific DNA binding. The coding region runs from base 1 to 1134 and encodes 377 amino acids. The record is from RefSeq and is a predicted model, not a curated record. The transcript has 6 exons.